GGGAACGACGACGAUAAAAAGAAAAAAUAAGAGUUUGCAGGACAAUUCUCUUAACAGACGCUCAUUUAUAAUGCACAAUAUACGAGAUAACCACAAGAGAAUUCUUAAGAGGGGGGUGGUCCCUGCCAAUGUACUACCACUCAGUUCACCCACCUACGCAGAUACGCCAGUAGAGAGCCAGGGAGCCCAGACAGCCCAGGAAGCCCAGGCUGCAAAUAACCCCUUAGAGGCCUCGUCAGCCGCCUCACCAGAGCCUUCUCCAGCCGUCUCUCCGCCCCCGGAGAACAACAGCCCUCAGAAGACACCACCAGCAAGCAAUACGGCAGACAACACACCAUCAUCGUCAUCCACACCAUCUUCUUCUUCUACCCCGUCAUCCUCAUCCUCCCAAUCAUCCUCGCCAUCAAGCCAGGAUUCUAGCCCUUCGGUGUCAUCAGAUUCCAAUACUGACGAUCCAGUGUCAUCCUCUGAAAAGGCUCCAAAUAACUCAAUCUCAAGCUCACCAGAGCAUGCUAAUGCAAGCUCUUCAAAUGGAAUCUCUGGUGGUGGUAUAGCUGGUAUUUGCGUCGGUAUAGCCGCAUUAUUGGCCAUCCUCGCCCUCAUUUUGUUAGUAAUAAUGAAGAGACGCAAAAGACAGACAAAGACUCAACAAAGAAGCUCUAGAAUGCAGUUCAUGGGCAAUAGAGCAGCUGUCGCACAGUCUAACGCUAGUUUCGGCGGUGGACCAUUUGUAAACGAUGAGAAUGUUGCACAGCCAAUUCCCCAGGUUCCAGUUGGAGCUGCACCUGGUGCUGCUGGAGAUAUCCCUGAACGCUCAUCUACUUUCAUACCUAUGCCAAUUGCUAUCACACAAGGACAGGAAGCUACUGCUACUACUCAAUUCGUACCAAGUCUCCCAGAUGAAGUCAUGCUCAGUCCAGGCGAUAAAGUCAAGAUAAUAAAGGAAUGGGAUGACGGAUGGUGCUCUAUCCAACACCUCUCUAAUGGCGUCGAGGGUGUCUGUCCUAAAGAAGUUCUCGGAGUGAUGAGCCAAGCGGACGACUUUGCCGAUACGCUCUCGGAAUUCAACAAGAGAGAGUCACUUUACAAUCCAAACGCGGAUAAGAGAAGAUCCUCGUCACUAGUGAACAGCCAACAGAAGCAGCAACUCGGAGAACUCCUUUAGGUUUUUUAUACCACAUGGAAUGGACUUUUAUUUGUAUUUUCUUCAAAACACUCUUCUCUGACUUAUUUUUUACCCUUAUAAGUUGAUUUUAAAUAUGCCUAUCUUUUGUUUUACUUUUUCAUAAUACAUACUCAGCUUUUCAUU
This is a messenger RNA of Wallemia mellicola CBS 633.66, 1309 nucleotides long. RefSeq lists its product as hypothetical. The transcript is spliced from 2 exons. Lineage: Eukaryota; Fungi; Basidiomycota; Wallemiomycetes; Wallemiales; Wallemiaceae. The coding region runs from base 71 to 1165 and encodes 364 amino acids. Gene Ontology annotation, molecular function: protein binding. The record is from RefSeq and is a predicted model, not a curated record.